Darwinula stevensoni is the source of this 712-nucleotide messenger RNA. The record is from the annotation of a GenBank genome assembly. Lineage: Eukaryota; Metazoa; Arthropoda; Ostracoda; Podocopida; Darwinulidae.
ACUUUUUAUUAUUCUCUCUUUAGGUACUUGUAGGUUAGAAUGAGAUAUGAAGGUCAAGGUACCUCUGGGGUCUAGGUGAAAAAUUUGUGCAAGUCUUAAUUGUCAAGACUUGGGACAUUGUGAACUCGAACACAGGGCCUCAAUGGUGAAAAUAAAUGAAAAGCAUGAGGGGAAGUCCUCAGAUGCAUCUGGCAUGCAUCACAAGCCCCCUGUGGUCACCACCAAUGGACACUGCAAGAAUCUGGACCCAAAUUCUGGGGAGGGACAAAAGAGCGUGAGUUCACGUUCCAACAAAUCUUCGCCACAGCCAGAAGCAAAUGGGGAUGCAGGCUCUUUCCCAUAUUGGGCAUGUGGCAGUGCCAUCCCUCUCCUUCCAGGAUUUAUUCCUGCCUUCUAUGACCUUGGGUUCUACCCUUCAUACCCUUAUCCUACAAUGGCAGAAGCUGCUUCUAUCCCUUGUGAAUCUCAAGAUGCAUCUGGAAGCCCUCAUGUUGUUCAUCUGUAUAUCACACCAGGCGAAAGCAUCACAUUCCAAAUGACCGACCAAGUCAAGGUCAUCCGAGUCCUGUGGGCUCUUCAUAUGUCAGGUGGAUUUCUGGACAGACUUACCAAUCCAGCCAAAAGUAACCAUAAUUGUGGGCUACUGUACUUGGACCACUUUACAGAGGAAGCAAACUUGGGAGAACCUGGUGGACAGGUUCCAGCCACUUGA